Messenger RNA from Dermatophagoides farinae (American house dust mite), 4346 nucleotides. Its product is annotated as NPC intracellular cholesterol transporter 1. The record is from RefSeq and is a predicted model, not a curated record. Gene Ontology annotation, molecular function: lipid carrier activity; cholesterol binding. NCBI's taxonomy places the organism in Eukaryota, Metazoa, Arthropoda, Arachnida, Sarcoptiformes, Pyroglyphidae. Gene Ontology annotation, biological process: sterol transport; intestinal cholesterol absorption; cholesterol homeostasis. Gene Ontology annotation, cellular component: plasma membrane.
CAUGUCGCAGUAGUCAAGUUGAUUUUUUAUUUCAUUUUACUAACAACAACAACAACAGGAGGAUUAUAUUCUCUCUAGUUUUUCUGUUACUGACCAAUCUGACGACAAAUCACUAAUCUGAUCACUUUUCAGUGGUAUGAUCAAUUAAAUUGUGUAAUAUAUCAAUCAAUCAAUUAAUCCAUAUUAAUCGGUUGAACCUUCGGAUUUUAAGAUCAGUAAAAAACGUCAUCAUUUACAAAAUUGAUAUCGAAUCACGCUCACAUAUACAAAGACUUCCACCACAUUCAUAUUUAGUCAAUUGUUUUUCAACAAAACAUCAUCAUCUGACAUUCGAUCAUCAUCAUCAUCAGACCACAAUCAUAAUUACAAGUAAAAAAGAGCACAUAUUCAUCACACUUGCCAGUUGAUCAUGUCAACAUUGAAUAGAAUGAAAUUCAUGUCGAUUUUCAUUCUAAUUUUCCUAUUGAAUCAGUUUUCCACAAUCAUUUGCGGAUGUGUUCUACGCGGCCAAUGUGAUGAGAUUAGAAAUUCAUUCGGAUUACUUCUUCCCGUUCCUUGUAAAUAUGACGGUCCGCCAAAACCAUUAAACACAUCUGCCGAUACAUAUCAAACAAUACAAACUAUUUUACCAGAAUUGAGUCAUGAUAAUUUAUAUUGUUGCGAAGAUGGGCAAAUUACUAGAUUGGUGACGCAAUUACAAACUGCACGUACAUUGCUAUUACGAUGUCCAUCUUGUUAUUAUAAUUUCGCCCGUGUAUUCGCAUUGAUGACAUGUUCACCAAGCCAAAGUGAUUUUAUUCGACUAAUCGAUUACAAUAGAACCAACAAUGCAGUGAAAGCGAUCACAUAUGAUAUAUGGAAACCAUUAUCGGAAUCAAUAUAUCAUUCGUGUGAAGGCGUACAAAUGCCAUCCGGUGGUGCAAAAGUUGUACCACAAUUGAUGUGUAAUCUACAAUCACCAAAUGAAACGUGUACACCAGAAAAAUUUUUCCGCUUUACCGGCAAAAAAGGUGUGUCACCAUUUUCGAUAAAUUUUCAAUUCAAAGAACAACUACCGAGUGGAUCACUUGCCAAACAUUAUCGUUGUGAUGAAGCACCCCCUCAAUUUAAUAGCCAACCAUGUUCUUGUGCUGAUUGUGAUGCAUCAUGUCCGAAACCGAAACCAAUCCCGGGCGAAAAGCAAGAAUGGCUUCUAUUCGGUGUGAACGGUAUAGCUGUUGUCAUGUCCAUCAUUUAUGGUGUUUUGCUUGUCGCUUCGACCGUCUUGUUUAUCGUUUAUUACAAACAUUUCAGCACCAAAAAAAAUGACGUUGAGACCAGAGAAGCCACCAAAGAGAAAACCGAAACUCGUCAAGUAAUGCUUAGAUCGAUGAAUCAAUCAUAUUUCCAUGAAAAAUUAUGCACCAUCUUUGGAAAUUAUGGCCGACUUUGUACACGAAAACCAUACAAUUUCAUAUUGCCAAUCAUAGGUUUGAUCAUCGGAAUUAUUCUAGCCACCGGCCUGACACAAUUCGUGGCACUAACCAAACCAAUUGAACUUUGGUCCACUCAAACAAGUCGUGCAAGGGUGGAGAAAAAAUUUUUCGAUGAAAAUUUUAAUCCAUUUUUUCGUGUAGAAAACAUUGUGCUCACCCCGAAAUUCAUGGAAACAUUCCGAAAAGAUGACAUUGAAUUCGGACCAAUUUUCAAUCAAACAUUUCUGCUACGAUUUUUCGAUCUACAACAACAGAUCAUGAGUCUAACAAUCGAAGAUGACAAUGGAACCAUAUUACGAGUGGAAGAUAUCUGCUAUUCGCCAAUGGAGAAUACAGUCUGUAUGGUACAAUCGGCAUUAGGAUGGUUUCAAAACAAACGUUCAGCAUUGGAAAAUGACAAUUAUCUUGAAACAUUUCGUACCUGUAUAUCGAAUCCAUUUCAUUUGAGUGACACUGGUAUUUCCUGUCUGGCUCCAUAUGGUGGACCAAUAUUCCCGCAUAUUGCAUUAGCCGAUUAUCAUGGUAAUGGCUAUUAUCAGGCCAAAGCUUUAGCAUUCACAUUAACACUCAACAAUGCAAUCCAGGAUGAGGAUAACGUCAAUGCAUUGAAAUGGGAAAAGAAAUUCCUUGAUUUAUUGUUCGAAUUUGAUGAUCCAAUCAUUGAUAUUGCUUUCUAUUCAGAGCGAUCAAUCGAAGACGAAAUAGAACGACUAGGAAAUUCGAAUAAAUUUACCAUUGCCAUUAGCUACAUUGUCAUGUUUUUCUAUAUAACCAUAUCGUUGGGCGAUUUUACCAACAUUCAUCGAUUAUUGAUUGAUUCGAAAAUUGUUCUUGGACUGGUUGGUGUAUUGAUCGUAUUGUUAUCGGUUCUCUCAUCAAUUGGUCUACUCUGCUAUUCGGGUGUUCAUUCUACAUUGAUCAUAAUGGAAGUAAUCCCAUUCCUAGUAUUAGCUGUUGGUGUGGAUAAUAUUUUCCUAUUGGUUCGUCAUUCCGACCGAAGCUCGAUUGAACAAGAAAGCAGUAAUUUAUCCUAUCAAGAACGAUUGGAACAACGAAUGCAAAGUUUGAUGUAUAAUGUUGCUCCAUCCAUUCUAUUGGCUGCCGUUGCGGAAUCUACAUGUUUUUUUCUUGGCGCCCUUAUACCGAUGCCUGCGGUGCGAAUAUUUGCUAUAAAUGCUGGAAUAGCAUUGCUCAUUGCAUUCAUCUUUCAAAUGUUGAUUUUUGUUCCAAUAUUGGUUUGGGAUAUCCGUCGUCAUGAUGAUAAUCGUUGGGAGAUUUUAUAUUUCAAACAAGGAAAAAAAUCACGCCAAAGAUCUAGUAAUGAAUCACAAUCAAAUCAAUCAGGCGAUGAAAGUAAUCAUAAAAACGAUGGUUUACUUUAUUCAUUUUUCAGCAACAUUUUCGCUCCAUUUCUAAUGAAAAGUCAGAAUCGUUUGACCGUAAUGCUCUUAUUUUUGGCCUGGUUAUCGGUUUCCAUAUCCGUCAUACAUAAAAUCGACAUUGGUCUCGAACAACUUUAUUCAAUGCCAUCCGAUUCUUAUGUAUUGAAAUUUUUCGAUGCUCAAAUCCACAAACUUAAAGUCGGUCCACCAGUAUAUUUUGUGGUCAAAAGUGAUGCCGGUUUCAAUUAUUCGGCCAAUCAGAAUCUAAUUUGUUCACAAAGUGGUUGUUCCAGUUAUUCCAUCGUUAAUAUGUUGGCACAGGCUGCAAAUCAAUCUGAAAUUAGCUAUUUAGUACCGGCUGCUGCCAAUAGUUGGAUCGAUGAUUACCUGUUAUGGGCAUCAUCCGGACAAUGUUGUCGAACAUAUCCAAACGGAACGUUUUGUCCAUCCACAGAUAAAUCAAACGAUUGUCAAGCAUGCGAUAUUGUUUGCAGUGAAGAUCCAAUAGAAUAUGAUUCAGAUGAUUGGUGCUAUAAUUACACUAAUCAUCAACGUAUAAGGCCGGAUAAAUUUUAUCAUCCGUAUUUGGAAUUUUUUGUCAGUGAUAUACCGAAUGCAAUUUGUGCUAAAGGUGGACGGCCAAGUUAUUUACAUGCAAUGAGCCUUACCGAAGGCGAUGCAAUUCAUUCAUCAUAUUUUAUGACCUAUCAUAUUCCAUUACAACAUUCCAAAGAUUUUACUCGUGCACUACAGAAUGCACGUGUUAUAUCGGAAAGUAUUACCGAAGCACUUCGGGAAUUGAUUAUGCAAACAAAUGGUGAUGAAUCGGAUGUUGAAGUAUUUCCUUAUAGUUUUUUCUACGUUUUCUACGAACAAUAUCUAACCAUUUGGUCGGAAUCAUUGAAAAAUAUCAUUUUCGCUUUGUUGGCCAUAUUUAUUGUCACAUUCGUAUUUUUAUCAUUCGAUUUUAUUACAUCGUUUACCAUUGUUGUGACAAUCCUGUGUAUCAUAGUGAACAUGCUGGGUUUAAUGUAUUUCUGGGCAAUUUCAUUGAAUGCUGUAGCAUUAGUCAAUCUUGUCAUGAGUAUUGGAAUAUCCGUAGAAUUCUGUGCACAUAUUGCCCGUGCUACAUCAUUAUCGAACGAAUCGACAAGCGUAUUACGCGCACAAUAUGGACUUGCCGAAAUGGGUAGCUCAGUCAUGUCUGGUAUUACGAUGACAAAAUUUUUCGGCAUCCUUAUCCUUGCCUUUUCACCAUCGGAUAUAUUUCAAAUUUUCUAUUUUCGUAUGUAUUUGGGUAUCGUCAUCAUUGGUGCAUUGCAUGGAUUAGUGCUGCUACCGGUUUUGCUUAGUUUCUGGGGUAAUUGUGGUCGAUCAAUGAAUUGUUUAAAGUAACGCCAAAUUGCAUAUAUUAUUACUGUACAUUUAAGUCGUGAUCACAUUGCCUUUGAUGUUUUUGAAUAAAAGUUGAAUAAUAAAAAUCAAAAAU